GUUCAUUUUUCUGUCAAAAUGGCAAAUGUUUAUCACAUUCAGUUCAUUGUGAUGGUGUCAAUGAUUGCGGUGAUUACAGUGAUGAAUUCAAUUGUCCCGCAUCACCGAAAGUGAUCACAUGUUUGAAAUAUGAAAAAGGUGAAUCAGGUAAAAUACAAUCACCAAACUAUCCGUCACCAUACAAUGCCAAUGCGAAUUGUCGUUGGGUCAUCGAAGGACCAAUCAAUUCUCGAAUUCAUAUAACAUUUGAUGCAUUCGAAACGGAAGAAUAUGAAGAUUUUGUUACAAUUUUGGAUGGUGGUCCAGCCGAGAAUUCAUCCGUUGUUAUGGCUAUCAUUUCCGGAUCAAAAAAACCUGAAACAUUGAUUUCAAGCACAAAUGUAAUGGUUGUAAGAUUUAGCAGUGAUGCACAAAUUCAGGCACGUGGUUUUGAAGCAAGUUGGAGAGCCGCAAGUGUCUCAUGUGGUGGUAUUUUAAAAGCUCAACCAUAUGGACAAAUAUUUAGUAGUCCAGAUUAUCCGAAGAAUUAUCAAAAUGGUGUAGAAUGUGUAUGGAAGAUUGAUGCACCGUCAGGACAACUUAUUUCACUUGAUGUAGAAGAAUUUGAUUUGGAAAAAGUUAAUGAUUUCUUGCAAAUUUAUGAUGGUGGCACACCGUUAGCACCGGUAUUAACACGUUUAACCGGAACAUUCACAAAUCCUCAAUUAAUCAUUUCAACUCAAUCACAAUUAUAUAUUUAUUUUUAUUCAAAUUUUGCUCGAAAUGGACGUGGAUUUAGCAUAACAUAUAAGCGUGGAUGUACAAAUCGAAUUCGUCUAGAUAAAGGAAUUAUAACAUCACCUGGUUAUACUCGAAUACCGUAUCCAAAUUCUCAGAGAUGUAUUUAUACUGUAGAAUUACCGGAUGGAAAUUCGGAACAGCCUACAGCAUUUGCUAUUAAUAGUUUUGAUGUUGCAGAAGAUGAUCGUUUAUUGAUGUUCGAAGAAAUAGAAGGUGGUCGAGCUUUACAUCCGGGCGAUGGUUUUUCUGCUAUUUCACGACCUCCGAAAAAUAUUUUUGCACAGACUGGAAUUGUUCAAAUUGUUUUCAUUACUAAUUCAAUCAGGAAUGACUGUCCACCAUUGCAAACACCAAAAUUUGUAUCAUUAUCAACAAAAGCAUCAGCAUUUGGAACAAAAGUAACCGUAUCAUGUCCUCGUGGCUAUGAAUUUCGUACUGGACGUGGACAAAUGUUCGAUAUAACCUGUCAAUUAGGCGGAAAAUGGACUGAAGAUCAUAUUCCAGAUUGUCAACCGGUAUAUUGUUCGGCUGUUCCACAAAUUGCUAAUGGAUUUGCAUCAUCGGCAACAAAUGUUUCAUACGGUGGAUCAGCAAAGUAUACAUGUUAUGAUGGUUUUGAUUUUUCGACCGGUAAAGAAUCAGGUCAAAUUUAUUGCACCGAUGAAGGACGAUGGACUUUACCACCGUCCUGUAAAGCAAUGACUUGCCCUGCAUUGGCACCAUUCUUGAAUGGUGAAAGAAUAUUAGAAUUUGGAGACGGUACUGGUUACGGUACUGUAUUUCGAUUUGAAUGUAUUGCUGGAUUUCGAAGAAUUGGUGCUGCGACACUUCUCUGUCUCUCCACCGGGGAAUGGUCAUUUGCUCAACCGUACUGCAAAAAAUUAGCAUGCACUAAUGUACCAUUAAUAACCAAUGGUAUUGUGAUAACGGGUGAACGAUUUGAAUUUGGUGAUUUGGCUCGAGUUGAAUGUCAACCGGGUUUUCGAACAGUUGGAGCUGAUUCUUUGAAAUGUCUUGCAAAUCAAACACUCAGUGAUGUACCGAAAUGUGAGGAUAUUGAUGAAUGUGCGGAAGGAUCAGCAAUUUGUAAUGUUCAGAGUACGAAAUGUAUUAAUAUGCCGGGUGGUUAUCACUGUCAAUGCCUUUCCGGAUUUCAAGCACAAUUAUCAUGUAAUACAGCUUCAGUUUUAAAUUCCCUUACUGCUGAGGGAAGCAGCGAAAUGGAUGGUUUUCAUGCUAAAGAUUAUGCAACAACCGGUUGGUGUGCAACUCCCAAUGAUACUAAUCGAAAAAUUACGUUUGUUUUUGCUGUGCCAAAAGUUAUCGAACGAAUACGUAUUGAAAAAGCUGCAAAUGGUGCAUAUCCAACAGUUAUCGGUUUGAAAUAUUCAAAUCGUACCGGUGUACCAUUGAUAUCAUUUACUGCUGCUAAUAUUACCGUAAGUUAUGCUAAUAAUAAAUAUUGA
Molecule: messenger RNA, 2246 nt
Organism: Acanthocheilonema viteae
Lineage: Eukaryota; Metazoa; Nematoda; Chromadorea; Rhabditida; Onchocercidae
Source: the annotation of a GenBank genome assembly